AUGAUACUGUUAGCGCUGCCCCCAGCCGCCAGCGUCCUGGACAUCAUUCCAAAAGCGGUAGAAGCGGCCUAUUUUGGUGGCGGCGGUGGCAGCAGUGGCGGCGGUGGCAGCAGUGGCGGCGGUGGCAGGAGUGGCGGCGGUGGCAGGAGUGGCGGCGGUUGCGGGAGUGGCGGCGGUGGCAGCGGUGGCCGCGGUGGCGGCAGUGGCGGCGGUGGCAGCGGUGGCCGCGGUGGCGGCGGUGGCCGCGGUGGCGGCGGUGGCGGCGGUGGCGGCAGUGGCGGCUCUUGCCUGGCGGCGGCCUAUGCUGUAGGCGGGGGUGGCCGCGGUAGCGGCGGUGGCGGGAGUGGCGGCGGUGGCGGCGGUGGCGGCAGUGGCGGCCCUUGCCUGGCGGCGGCCUAUUCUGGCAGCGGGGGUGGCCGCGGUGGCGGCAGUAGCGGCGGUAGCGGCGGUGGCGGCAGUGGCCGCGGUGGCGGCAGUGGCGGCUCUUGCAUGGCGGCGGCCUAUUCCGUAGGCGGGGGUGGCCGCGGUGGCGGCAGUGGCGGCAGUAGCGGCGGUGGCGGCAGUAGCGGCGGUAGCAGCGGUAGCGGCGUUGGCGGCUCUUGCAUGGCGGCGGCCUAUCCUAUAGGCGGGCGUGGCCGCGGUAGCGGCAGUGGCGGCAGUAGCGGCGGUUGCGGCAGUGGCGGCAGUGGCCGCGGUGGCGGCAGUGGCGGCGGUGGCGGCUCUUGCAUGGCGGCGGCUUAUUCUAUAGGCGGGGGUGGCCGCGGUGGCGGCGGUAGCGGCGGUGGCGGCAGUAGCGGCGGUAGCGGCAGUGGCGGCGGUGGCGGCUCUCGCCUGGCGGUGGCCUAUUAUGGUGGCCGCAGUGGCGUCAGAUGCUGGGUUUGCGGCUGA
Messenger RNA from Cydia fagiglandana, 888 nucleotides. Its product is annotated as loricrin-like. The record is from RefSeq and is a predicted model, not a curated record. Lineage: Eukaryota; Metazoa; Arthropoda; Insecta; Lepidoptera; Tortricidae. The transcript is spliced from 2 exons. Bases 1 to 888 code for a protein of 295 amino acids.